Eruca vesicaria subsp. sativa (arugula) is the source of this 1369-nucleotide messenger RNA. The record is from the annotation of a GenBank genome assembly. NCBI's taxonomy places the organism in Eukaryota, Viridiplantae, Streptophyta, Magnoliopsida, Brassicales, Brassicaceae.
AUUUUUUAUUGCGUAUCGAACUCCGAGCACCAUGACUGUUCUCGUUGAACAUUUCACCUCCGGUAAUGUUACAUUGUUUUCUUCUAAUAAAGUAGAGUGGUAAAAAAAAAAAUAAUUAUCCCAAUCGUAUGGUUAGAUUAGUUUUGAACAAUGAUUGUGAGAUUCAUAAACAUACAAAAACUCGUGUUUUCACCGUUUUGUAUUUCUUAAUGCCAAAAUAAUAGUGAUAAUAACAUUAUUGCGUCUCAGAUUAUUGUCGAGAGAUCAUAAAUUAGUUGUUUGAUAAGCUUUUUCUGUUGUUUUGCUUUCAGACAAUAUUGGGUAUCUUUUGGGCGUUCUAGAUAUUGAUAUAUAAUCAAAUCUUCAAUGUAGAUUAAGAUUAGUCACAUACACUAAAACAGAAGACAUGGUUAUUUUUUUAAUUGAUUUUAUGGCGACUAUUAUAGAUUCAGAAAUCGAGGCAAAGAAAAUGAAAGAUGUGAGGGAUGAUGAAUUGUUGUUGGAUGGAGGUUUCGUGGUUCCAAAAUCUAAAGAAGCUGAUGGAUUUGAUGCUCCUGAUAUCAAUUUCUUGGGCCACUCUUUUAGGGAUUAUGAGAAUGGUGCAAGCGAGAGACAACAAGGUGUUGAGGAAUUCUACAGAAUGCAACACAUUCACCAGACUUAUGACUUUGUGAAAGAAAUGAGAAAGGAGUACGGAAAACUGAACAAGAUGGAAAUGAGUAUAUGGGAAUGUUGUGAACUAUUGAACAACGUGGUCGAUGAUAGUGAUCCCGAUCUCGACGAGCCUCAAAUUCAGCACCUUCUCCAAACCGCUGAAGCUAUUCGCAGGGAUUAUCCUAAUGAAGACUGGCUCCAUCUCACCGCUCUGAUCCAUGAUCUUGGAAAGGUUCUGCUUUUGCCAGAGUUCGGUGGUCUUCCUCAGUGGGCUGUCGUUGGCGAUACAUUUCCUGUUGGAUGCGCCUUCGACUCGGCCAAUAUCCACCACAAGUACUUUAAAGAAAAUUCUGAUAAUAACACCCCAAAAUACAACACCAAAAAUGGAGUUUACGGUGAAGGAUGUGGACUGGACAAUGUUCUUAUGUCUUGGGGUCAUGACGACUACAUGUAUUUGGUGGCUAAGGAGAAUGCCACAACUCUUCCUCACGCUGGUCUCUUCAUUAUUCGAUACCAUUCUUUUUAUCCAUUGCACAAGGCGGGGACCUACACACACUUGAUGAACGAUGAAGACAGGGAGGACCUCAAGUGGCUCCAUGUAUUCAAUAAGUAUGACCUAUAUAGUAAGAGCAAAGUUCAUGUAGACGUCGAAAAAGUGAAGCCUUACUACAUUUCACUUAUCAACAAGUAUUUUCCGGCGAAACUAAAAUGGUGA